GUUAUAAAAUUACUACACGGAGGAGGUCGAUAAAUAUAUGUAGAAUAACUUUGGGGAAAUAAUGGAAUGAUGUUCAAGGUUUGGAGCUAAAAGCGAAACACCCAAAAUUACAAUUUAACCCACAUAUUACUGGGAACUUUUGUCUCGUGCGCAUUCAUCUUCAUCACCGUUCUAAAUUCUUUUGAUCCUCAUCGGGAAUGGCGUUUUUGCUCAAGAACACCUCGAUUUCAUCCCACCUCCGAUCUUCUUCCCAGAAGACGGAUGGUGCCUUAGCUCAAUCCCGUCGUGGGUUCCAUGUCGAGCUAGGAGCUCGCGAGAAAGCUCUCUUGGCUGAGGAUGGUGCAUUGAGGAGAUUCAAGUCGCAUAAGAAAGGAGUGCAUCAAUUGAAAAGGAUUGGAGAUGUUCUCACUGUUAUCGUUGUUGCUGGAUGCUGCUAUGAGAUCUAUGCGAGAGCAGUGAUGAAAAAGGAAGCUCAGGCUGCAGGAGGAAGCUCAUCAUGAGUCUCUUUAUGCUUUUUUUAUCAUCCAUCUUCGUUUUUAAGCAAAAAUCUCAGGAAUUCAUCUUGUUACUCUUGUUGGCUCUUGCUCAACGGUCUGAAUAAGUAAAGAAACGAUUAAGAAUUUGGUAUUUGUUGUAUGAAAAAAUCUUUAUAUUUGUUUUGGAGAAAUCCAAUUCGCUUUUGAUGGAAUCAUGCAACUAUGAUUUGAGAAA
Molecule: messenger RNA, 711 nt
Organism: Eutrema salsugineum
Lineage: Eukaryota; Viridiplantae; Streptophyta; Magnoliopsida; Brassicales; Brassicaceae
Product: succinate dehydrogenase subunit 7A, mitochondrial
Exons: 4
Coding region: 198-500 (100 amino acids)
Source: RefSeq, a predicted model, not a curated record